Thermochaetoides thermophila DSM 1495 is the source of this 675-nucleotide messenger RNA. NCBI's taxonomy places the organism in Eukaryota, Fungi, Ascomycota, Sordariomycetes, Sordariales, Chaetomiaceae. The record is from the annotation of a RefSeq genome assembly.
AUGAUGCUUCGACCCCAAUGCUCUCUGAGGGCCAUGGCCUUUCUGAUCCUAGGACUCUUCAUGCCUUGGACGGGCGCUCAAGUGCCAUCCCAAACAGCAGGUUCAGAGCCAACGACAUCACCUCUCCCCAUAGUCACCGCCAGACCUGAACCCAGAUCUUGGAAGACCGUCGUAUUGGCCGAGCGAAAGCUCGUCGCCCAGGAUUAUUGCGGCUCGUACGACCGCGAAAAGAAUGGGGGCGAUGCCCAAAGCCCGAUGAGAUGCUCCUCACAACAAUCGUUCUAAGAGAUUCCAGAGACUGUCAAAACUGUCACCUCGCUUUGGGACCCGGUUCGAGAACUCUAUUCAACCUUUCAGAUCGGAGACGUGAUCACCACCACCGACAGCGAUCUCAGCUCUCUUGCUGAAGAGACCCCAAGUACGCCCAGAGCUACCGACGUCGGACAGCUUGGAGCAGAUAAUUCAGAGGAGAGCACUACAACCAACCAUGGCUGGAUGAAGAUAGUCUUCCAAAUCGUUGGCUUCGUGAUGGUGGUUGUCAUCCUCGUCGUUUGGGCUCUAGUCCGCCGAUGGCAGAAGGCUCACCUCGAGAAGAGCCAGCAGCGUACGGCCGGACUGGAUAUAACGCAGAUGCCCAUCAGUUCGGCCCUCUGGUCCCCAGGUAUUCAACGCUGA